GUCCAUCGGUCUUAUUAAAGUAAAAGCACUCUUCCUCUGGGACUUACCGCCCAGCAGAUCCUCUAUUCAGCUAACUACAGGAAAGGUCCUCACCGGCCUUUUCGCACAGGGAGAGAGGGAGAGAUUCCAUCAAUUCCACCUCCAUCACUGAGUCCGACGGUGAACGAGGCGGGGGAGUACAGGGACGUGAAAUCUUCAACCGCAGAUCUUCACCUCCCGCCUUAGAUCUUCCACUUCGACUUGUCAGCGACUCUCCAACGGCUGCACCCAAGAGCAUCAACCGACUCGCUCCCUCUGUCAUCUCCUGCCUGUUUGCCUGCACCCAAGAGGGGAGGAAGUUUGUCCACAGACGCCAAGAAUCUGAGUAACGAUGCCGUCUGUGCUGGUGGACGCCACGGCCUCUCCGCUAUACAACGAGGAAGCGCCUCACACUGAUGCUCCCGCCCCCGAGCGCGCUCCUCCCGUUCAGCCUUUUGACUUCUUUGGGUUGAACUUUCUUCUGAGCAAGCCAAAGGCCAAGGUGAGGAACACGCCACACGAAUGCCCGACAGGGUUCAUCCUAUCCCGUGCUUCUUGGUCUUGCUUCUGCCUUCAGGUCGAGGGCGCUGACUUCUAUGCGUUCAUCUUGACCCACCAGCUGCUGUUUCUGGUCCCGGUGGCCUUCGCGUCCUACCUGUUCUACAGCCGAUACAUCUUCUCCCAGUAUACUUUGGACAUCGACCAGACCUGGCCCUUCGCGUCCUACCUGUUCUCCGUCCAAUACAUCUUCUCCCAGCUGUCCUACGACAACGGCAAGACCUUUCCAGUCUAUGACUUCGGCGAGACCGUGCGACCCCUCAUUAUGGGCCUCUCUAUCGGGACUUUGGUCCUCUUGGCCUUGUGCUGCUGGCCCUUCUUCAAAAGGAUGUCAGUCCUGGCGCCUCGGAGUGGUGCGCAGUUCCCCCACAGGAAGGCGGGGUGGCAGCUGACGACCCACAUCAUCCAGCUGAUCCUACUGAGCAGUCUCCUUCCUUUCCUUCCGUGGUUUGACGUAUUUCUCUCUGAGAUUCUCUAUAAGAUUGCCGAGAACUUUCAUAUAAUUGACGAAUGGGUGUACGGGGUUGUCGCCGCGCUCUUCCCCAUCGGUGUCGUGGGAUUGCGGGUGUUGCUUUUCGGGCUGGUCACUCGGUUUCUGGGAUUGUAUGCCAUCUCGGGGGAGAAUGCGACUGCACUUGCCAUGGCCUGGGGCACCGUGUACUCCGACACUAUGCGGUGUGUCGCUGUGCCCUUUCUGUCUGUGGUGGCCUUAUCUGCGACUUCCCUCUCGCUCCUCUGGCUCUUCGGUCUCGCCGGGGCCUUCUGCAUGAUCGUUGUGUUGAUCCGUCUGGUUCUGUCGCUUUUCGUGGCUGCACCAGCAAAGACACAGGGUCCAUCUCGUGGCUGCCGUCUGUCGGCAGCCUGUGGUGAGCAAUCAUAUGUGUAGCGGAUGCGAGGGAUGGGUUGGCUGGCUGCUCGUGGGUCAUGCAUCUUUGGUGAUGUAUGUUUGUAUGUGUGUAUGUAUGUGUGUAUGUGGGUCUUUGGCCAAUUGUAGAUAGAUUCAUGUCGUGUGUUGGGACUGUGUGCAUGUGUGUGUAUAUGGCUCAGAUGGUCGGUCUGCCUUGCUGUGUCCAUGUGUGUGUGCAUGUGUAUCUAUAAUGCUGUCUGCACUGCCUAAUCGAUCGACUGGCGCGGCGUGUUGUGUGCGUCGCCCUGCCUGCCCUUCGCCUCAUUGUCUGUCUCUCUGUCUGUCUCUCUGCUGUAUUCCCUCCGUACCGUUCAUCUCAGUGAAGGGAUCUGCCAGCGCACCGCUGGUCGUUGUUUGUUCAAGUUGUGUCUGUUCAUUCAUUAGUGAGUACGGUGGCUGGACUGCAAUGCAUGAGUGACAGUUGCUGCCUGCGAGUGUGUCGUCAUCCUGCGUCAAUGUUGCGCGUAACGCUCUGGUCAACUUGCGGACUCUGUUGUCGCGGCCCUCUGUUCUCUCUCAACCAUUCAUAUGACGUCUCUACGCGGCAUGAUUGCGUUGGCCUUGAAUUGAGAUGUGAUAAUAAUAAUGAGGGGCCGGGUGGUUUUGCACCACCCCUGCUCUCGCUGUUCAACUAUUGCUGCUGGUGAUACUGGGGGGGCUGUCCUUGGUGGUUCACCGGUCGGUGACUUAGUUACUGCGUGCGGGUGUCUGUGU
Vitrella brassicaformis is the source of this 2197-nucleotide messenger RNA. The record is from the annotation of a GenBank genome assembly. Lineage: Eukaryota; Vitrellaceae.